Messenger RNA from Exophiala spinifera, 459 nucleotides. RefSeq lists its product as uncharacterized. The transcript has 2 exons. The coding region runs from base 1 to 459 and encodes 152 amino acids. The record is from RefSeq and is a predicted model, not a curated record. Gene Ontology annotation, cellular component: mitotic spindle; mitotic spindle pole body; mitotic spindle midzone. Lineage: Eukaryota; Fungi; Ascomycota; Eurotiomycetes; Chaetothyriales; Herpotrichiellaceae. Gene Ontology annotation, biological process: mitotic cell cycle; attachment of spindle microtubules to kinetochore.
AUGUCAUACGGUCCGCGGCAAACGAACGUGUUUCCUUCUGGUUCAACCACUACCCUCGGUGGUCUGCAUGGCUCCAAUACGUCCUUGCUGCGACAGAGCAACCAGACCCAGUCUGCGCUUCAGACAAGAAUCAAUGCGAAACGCGCCGAGCUCGAGAAUCUCCGCCAGCUACGUGACCUCAGUGGAAAUCUUGCAGACCAACUAUCGGCACUUGAAGGGAAAUUGAGCACUCUAAAGGACGGCGCGCAAAGUGUCGCACUUGUCCUGGCAAACUGGGAGAAUGUGCUCCGCGCUAUCAAUAUGGCAGCUAUGAAAGUUCCUGUUCCAAAGGACGACAACGACGCCGAAGAGAAAGAUCUCGACGGGAACGGCGAUUCGGAAAAGAAAAAGAAAGCAGGGCAGGAAUUGCCUGUACCCCUCGUCAGGAUACCAGUGCAGCGGAAAGAAAACGGUGGUUGA